AUGUUUAGAAGAGCGUCAAAUGAAGCCCUCUUGAACAAAAUCACAUCAUAUUGCGCGUAUAUUGAAUAUGAUGAUAAAUGGAUUUCUGUAGUAGUGUUAACGAAAAAAUAUGCUGCUACAACAUUACAUUGUCUUCCACAAGCUGAACUUGGAUCAUCUGUGAUACUAUGUGAUUCCUCUAUGAAUCAACUACAUACUGUUAUUCAUGGCAUAAAUAGGAUAUGUGAUUACGUUGUGCUAAAGAACGUGGAUGAUGAGUUCCUUGAAGCUCCAUAUUUGGUAUGCCCAGAAUCACUCGAUAAAUAUGUAGUUGCUGGCUAUGCCUUUGGAGAGAAAAAACUGUCCUACCGUCUGGGGCAGGUGUCUUCGUUGUGUGCUACGGGUGAAGGCUACUUUUACGGUGAUUCCGGUGGUUUGCCUUUAUUCAGCGGAGGAGGCGUCUUCUACGCUCGUAAUGGCGCAUUGAUGGGAAUAGCAAGAGGUAAUCAGCAUCACGGCAGAGAAACAGAGAAAUACGGAGAUGUACUCGAGAUGAUUUCAGUACAGUCGAUGAUGGUCUUCAUAAAAUGUUUCGGCGACAACCCCUUCUCUGUGGGAACAUAUGGUUGA
This is a messenger RNA of Auanema sp. JU1783, 609 nucleotides long. The record is from the annotation of a GenBank genome assembly. Lineage: Eukaryota; Metazoa; Nematoda; Chromadorea; Rhabditida; Rhabditidae.